Cylindrotheca closterium is the source of this 987-nucleotide messenger RNA. The record is from the annotation of a GenBank genome assembly. NCBI's taxonomy places the organism in Eukaryota, Bacillariophyta, Bacillariophyceae, Bacillariales, Bacillariaceae.
AUGGAAACAGCUCUCGCUCAAGAAGCGAUGGAAAAGGACGACGACGAGAGCCUAGGGGAAAGCUACGACGACGAAGACAGCGAUGGGUCAUUUUCGUCGUGGGAAGGCAGUGAUGAUGAAAGCUUGAUUGAAGAAAUGGGGGAGAGACUUGAAGAGUUCUCGCAUAUUGGUACCACACCUGCUUUGGCAGCCUUGAUAUUCAAUACUGACGAUUACAAGCUUGCGCUGCCAAAAAAGCGCUUUCCCAAAUCAUCGGAUUCGUCAGUCACCUCACUCCAAAACUCUAUUUUAUCAGAGAUUAUCUUCAGCAAAAGUGAUGAAGACAGCAUCAAAUCUUUUCAAAUGAGAAGAUCUAAUUCGGACCAAUUCGUUCAACAGGGGUCCUACACAGACCUUGAAUUCUCUUCCAAAAACGCAACCUUUGACAACAACAGCCAAAGUGAAACGAAUUCGAAAGAUCCCAAGCCGUUCUCGUUCUUGAAAGAAAUCUUGAAGGAAGAUGAAAUUCCGUAUCCAUCCAUCUCCGAAGAAGCUACAAAUGACUUGUUGCUGGAAAUGAAACAAGAAAACUUUGAGGCAUAUGGGAGAGAAAUCGCCGACGCGGCCCGAAAGGGUGAUAUUGAGGGAGUAAAAAAGCACGUUGAUUCUGGAAAGACCCUUCAAUGUUGCAACAAGUUCAAAGAGAGUAUACUCCAUCUUGUCUGUCGCCGAGGGCAUGAGGACAUUUUACAGUUCAUGCUGGAAGAGACAGAUGUGUCUGCUUGCAUUCAGGAUGAUCUUGGAAGAACUCCUCUUCAUGAAUUGGCCUGGACCAGCAUUCCAAACUUCUCAAUGGUUAAGAUGAUCCUUCAGAAGUCACCAGAUUUGCUAUACCUCAAGGAUAAUAGACAAUUUACUCCUCUGCAUUAUGUGGGAAAGAAUAAUGUGGAUGCAUGGUGCGAGUUCCUCGACGCCAACCGGGACCUUCUGCCUCCAAGAUCACUUUGA